Serpula lacrymans var. lacrymans S7.9 is the source of this 1575-nucleotide messenger RNA. RefSeq lists its product as uncharacterized. Gene Ontology annotation, molecular function: oxidoreductase activity, acting on NAD(P)H, oxygen as acceptor. The coding region runs from base 179 to 1123 and encodes 314 amino acids. Lineage: Eukaryota; Fungi; Basidiomycota; Agaricomycetes; Boletales; Serpulaceae. Gene Ontology annotation, cellular component: intracellular anatomical structure. The transcript is spliced from 6 exons. The record is from RefSeq and is a predicted model, not a curated record.
GGAAAACGCAGCGGACAUUUGAGCUUUGGAAACCUGGAACCUACGGGUCCAGGAAUACGCACCCUUGCCAUGUAUUUUCGCACAAGCAGCGAAUAAUUCCGACGACGAGGUUAAGGAGGUCAACUGACCAGGAUGCUUCUUAAGCCAAAAACGUACAUAUUCCUUAUCGCCAAGCUUAAUGAUGUCUAUCAAUGAUAACGAACACAUCCUCCCAGUGGCCCCGCUCGAUGGUGUCGCAGCUGUGCUGGCUCACUUUUCGUCCAAAUCCACUUCUUCAGUUCCCAUUCGCGGGGAACGUACCAUCUUCUCCUCAUUUGCCCUCGCCUCUCGUGUCGCGGUGGUAACUGGAGGGCACCGCGGCAUCGGCCUAGAAAUCGCACUCGCACUUGCAGAGGCAGGUGCCAUUGUUUACUGUCUCGACACGCCUUCCCACCCAGAUGACGAAUGGGGGGUCGUGAAGGUGCAUGUGGACAACCUGGCACCUCUUGGCAUUGGUUCAGGAGAAAAUCUGGCCAAGCCGUCGCGUCUCGAAUAUAUAUCUGCUGAUGUGACUUCUCAAGACAAGCUUUCACAUGUCUUUCGACAAAUCGUCGAAAAAGAAGGACGAAUGGACGUGUGUUUUGCUUGUGCAGGUGUGCAUGCAAGUAUCCCAGCACUCAGUUAUAGUGCGGAUGACUUCAGAAAGCUGAUCGAUGUAAACGUUACUGGGGUCUUUCUCACCGCUCAAGCCGCUGCACAGCAGAUGGUGAACUUGGGUUCGCCUGGGAGCAUUGUCCUCAUCGGAUCCAUGAGUGGGAGCGUUGCAAAUCAAGGAACAACGUUCGUGGCGUACAACACUAGCAAAGGCGCUGUCCUUCAAAUGGCUCGCAGUCUCGCGAUCGAGCUCGCUCCACAGAAGAUUCGUGUCAAUACUAUCUCUCCAGGAUACAUCCUCACGAAGAUGACGUUUGCCUCUCUCGAGGCCAAGCCCUCCCUGGCGCGGGAGUGGACCUCUCAGAACCCGAUGGGUCGAUUUGGUCGCCCAGACGAGCUACGCGGGGUUGCUACAUGGCUUGCAAGCGACGCCUCGACGUUUUGUACUGGCAGCGACAUUAUCGUCGAUGGAGGCCACACGGCCUGGUAAAAUAACAGGAGAAUAUAGCGGAUAUAGAACGAGUGGCCUGUUCUUUUCUUUCUUCUGGGACUGCAGGUUGCAGGUUGCAGUUGUACUCGUAUCACAUUCUGAAUUCACGUAUCUGCGCUCGAGAUAAACCCUCUCGCAUUCGACUUCCGUCAUUGGUUCGAGAGGUCUCAGGGAUGCGAUACGCCUGGUCUCAGGUAUUGACAUAGCAAAAGGCCAGGUCAUCACGCUAAAUGUCCUGGGCUGCUUUGAUGUUUCGGCGAAAAUCGGAGGAUGCUAAGGAGAGAUAGCGACAUGCGUUUGCAAGCCUACAAUCAUGAUAAGAAGACUGUCAUGCAAAACCUGGCUGAAACUAGCGGGAAGUGACACAAUGGGGGACACACAUUACGAAAAAGCGUGUACACAAACGAAGGAGCGUGGUUCGAAUUUAAUACGGCUUGAGAUAAGCAAAGCCG